AUAUAAAAAUUAAGAGAAAAAAGGAACGAAAAUACUACAACAAAGGGACGUCCUGCAUUUGCUCUCAAACAAAAUCUACCCAAAUGUCGACUCCGGCGGAACCUGCAAAUGAGGGGAUUGAAGCACUUCCCCAGUCAACAGCUCCCACACCAAUCUCCACAACCAAACCUUCAGACAUAAAAACAGUACAAGUUAGCAACAUCUCGCAAGCCAUUACUGACAGGGAUAUCAAGGAGUUCUGUUCAUUUUCUGGAGACAUUCAAUAUGUUGAAAUGCAACGGGAAACGGAAAAUACACAGCUCGCCUACGUUACCUUCAAGGAAUCGCAAGGGGCAGAUACAGCAGUUCUUCUGUCGGGAGCCACCGUAGCUGAUCUUGCUGUCACCAUUAGACCCGCCAAGGAUUACAAGCUGCCUCCUGAAGCUAUUCCGCUCCCAUCAAGCCCGGAGAAGAAGCCGGUUGCUGCUAGUUCUGCUGUAAAGAAGGCAGAAGAUGUGGCCAGCGCUAUGCUCGCCAAGGGAUACAUCUUAGGAAAGGAUGCCAUUAACAAGGCGAAAGAGUUUGAUGAGAGGCAUAAGUUGACGUCAAAUGCCUCUGCCACAGUUGUUUCGAUUAACCAGAAGAUGGGGCUGACGGAGAAGCUAAGUGCCGGAACAGCUGUUGUAAGCGAAAAGGUGAAAGAAAUGGAUCAAAGGUUCAUGGUAUCUGAAAAGACAAAGUCCGCCUUUGCUGUUGCUGAGCAGAAGGCAAGCAGCGCCGGAUCUGCUAUCAUGAGCAACCCUUAUGUGUUGACCGGGGCUUCUUGGGUUUCAAACGCACUCAGCGCAGUUGCAAAGGUGGCUGAUGAUGUGGGCAUGAUGACCAACGAGAAGGUGGAGAGGGCCGAGGAGGAAAAAAAGGAGAUCAUGGACAGGCAGAGGACAGAGGUCAUCACUGACUUUGCCCAGACCCAACUCGAUAAGUCUUCUGGUCCCAAGCCUCCUCUUCCGGUCAGUUCUCCCGAUGACAUGAAGGCUGGAGUUAAAUGACCGGUGUGUACAGAUAUGAAGUAUUUUUCGGUUUUCCCUGUAUCUAUGGUUUCAUACAAGGAUUCUGUUGUAAAGUAAAAAAAACCUUGUUCAGUAGGGAAUGUAGUAGUCGUUGAUAUGAUAAAUCUGCAAAGUUCCACGUAAGAGUUUUAAGUGAAUUCAGGAAGGCAGAAAGUUUAAGCAUCUGGUGUCAUGAAAUCGAAGAAAGCCAGGCCAGUAUUUUGGAAAUGCCGAUCAACCCGACCAUAUAAACCUUCAAACUUUACGCA
Malus domestica (apple) is the source of this 1297-nucleotide messenger RNA. Its product is annotated as binding partner of ACD11 1-like. The record is from RefSeq and is a predicted model, not a curated record. Lineage: Eukaryota; Viridiplantae; Streptophyta; Magnoliopsida; Rosales; Rosaceae. Gene Ontology annotation, molecular function: RNA binding.